This is a messenger RNA of Sclerotinia borealis F-4128, 3243 nucleotides long. Lineage: Eukaryota; Fungi; Ascomycota; Leotiomycetes; Helotiales; Sclerotiniaceae. The record is from the annotation of a GenBank genome assembly.
AUGGACAACGCCCAAUAUCAUUCGAACGCGAUGAGUAACGGAAAUUCGCCAUACUCUCCACUCCCCGGUAUUUCCCCUCACCAGCUUCAACACAACUCGAACUUGCCACCCCACACUUUACCUCCACUUCAACCACAGCAGCACGCGGCGAUGCAGCAGCAGCAGCAGCAGCAGCAACAGCAGCAGCAGCAGCAACAGCAGCAGCAGCAGCAACAACAACAGCAACAACAACAGCAGCAACAGCAGCAACAAUCAUGGAGCGCGCCUCAUACCCCACGGACUCCCGGUACCCCAAACACACCAGGUUCUGCUAGUUUGGGUUAUUCCCAGGUUGGAGCACAAUCAAGACCUGCACAGAUGAUGUAUGGGAAUUCUUACCAACAGCAACCCCCACAGCAGCAUCAAUACCGCACUUCGGCCUCCAUGAUGCCCCAAUCGUCAACUGCUCUAUCGCACAACCAACCUAUUGCACCAGCUCCUGCAACCAGUCGAGGGCCCCCUCUGAGACCUAUGCCUGCGAGUAAUGUCCCGCAACACCUCUCGAUGCAUCCGGCUUAUCCCCAAACCAAUAUGCUUCAACAGGUGCUUGCAGAAGAACCACCUACUCAUGUAGUGGGUUCUCAGGGUCGAAGGGGAAUAUUGCCAAGCGCUCCGGGACGUCCACAGGUUACUGCUACCGGACCUGGAUCCACAAAAAAUGCCAUGAUCCCCGCAAAGGAUGCUGAUGGAAAAUUCCCAUGUCCUCAUUGUACUAAGACAUACCUUCAUGCCAAACAUCUUAAGCGUCAUUUAUUGAGACAUACUGGAGAUCGCCCAUACAUGUGUGUACUUUGCCGCGACACCUUUUCUCGCAGUGAUAUCUUGAAACGUCAUUUCCAGAAAUGUUCAAUUCGCCGUGGGAAUCCUACAGGAGCAAGCCACUUGUCUCAUGCACAGGCACACUUGAAGAAGUCACAUCCUGGACCAAAGGCACAUCAGACAAUGGGUCCCGAGUCUGAUCUUAUGGCUGGCAUGAAUGGUAUGAAUGGCAUGCCGAAUGAUGGUUCAAUGCACCCUUUUGGUGUAGUCCCUGACGGAAGUAUCGCCGAUGCUGGGUCUAACCUAACAGAUGACCAAGCUUCAAAGGCCUCAAACGACCUCCAGCGACUCGGCAAUCCCGAUAACAGAGACCGAAGGAGUAUGACUGGACCCGCCGCGGGUGGUUCAAGUCGAUCGAGUUUUGAUCAAGGCUAUGGAGGAGGAAUGCCGAGUACUAUGUCUUCCGCUAUGAACCCUGCCAUGGCAUUCAGCAUGCCAAAUGGUCAGAAUGGUCAUUCUUACAGUCAGAGCUACGAUUUUGCUUCUCAAGGCAACAAUGCUAACUUGCAUGCGCAGUCGACGGAGGGAAUGUCAACUGUUUCUAACGGACGACCUCCGAUGCCUGUCUAUGCAGGAGCGAACGCCAGCCAACAACAUUCGAUACUCGACUGGCCUCACAUGAUUCAAUCGAAUGGCCAAACUUUCAUGACUCCCUACAACUCGAACCUCGCGAACCAACAAAUGCAGAUCAAGCAAGAACCCUACAGCUCGAACCUUGCGAACUCGCAAAUACAAAUAAAACAAGAACCUUCUAAUCACGGUCUUUUCACUGGCGUUUACCCCGGCGCUUCCGAUCUUCCCAAUUCUGAUUUUUCCAAUUGGAACAUUCCAGCUCCCAACGAUCCCCUCCAGCAAAUUUCAAGCCAAUUGCUAAACUUUUGCCUCACCGCACAUCCACAACUCAGUGCUCGCAGUCAAGAGAUUAGAAAAUUCCUCUCUGCAGAUAGCAUUAAGCACUUCCUUGAGCAGUUCAGCAAUUUCCAAGGACAUUUUCCCAUCAUCCAUAUGCCAACGUUUCGCAUCACCGAUUCUUAUGAAGGUCUUCUACUAGGUAUGAUCUGCAUAGGCGCGGUUUAUUCUGAUCGCAUGAGUCCGGUCCAAGUUCGCGAGAUGACGGAGGUUGUAAAGAUGGUCAUAGAAUCGAACUCUCAAGUCUACGCGGUUAUUUCUCGCGCGUCCACUGGCGAGUAUGCCAAUGAACCAAUCGGGUCCUCUAAAUCUGAAGUUGAGCAAAUAGCUGCUAUAUUUAUGAUGCAGGUUCUUUUCACAUGGCACGGCACACCGCUCCAGCGCGAGAAAGCCCGACGUGACUUUCCUCUGAUCGUUUCUCUGGCUAGAAGAGCAGACCUCACACAACCAAUGACUACCAACCCUUUCAGCGUUCUGCAUCAACCCCAUGUAAAUGUCGAUGCUUUCGUUGCCGCAAACUUUGAUUGGAAUGCGUGGGUUGAGCAGGAAAAGAGAUCCAGGCUACUCUAUAUGAUCUUUUUGUUGGAUUCCGCUCUAGUUAUUUUCUUCAACAUUGCACCUUCUUUUGAUCCACUGGAGAUUCGUCUUCCACUUCCUGUCGAUGACGCUGCAUGGGAGGCCCGCACUUCUGCAGAGUGUGCCGAUGCUCUUGGUCUCAAUGGUGCCGCGCUUUCAGCUCAAAAGAAUACUGAAGGUAACCGACGACGCAAGCAGCCCGAGAUGCACACGGUGCUAAAGACUUUGAUGCAUCACUCUUAUGAUAUACAGCCAGGAACCACGAACUUAUUCUCCAAAUUCGUACUGGUGCAUGCUCUUCAUGUGCAAUUGUGGACUGCUCAGAAACAGGUCUCGCAAGAAUCCGGACAAAUCACUGCAUCCUUGAGCAGUGGAACAAAUACACCACUGAGUCAAAAUGACUGGGUCGUCAGGAGUGGAGAUCAGAACGGUAGUGGCGCACCAAGUGCGAAUAACAGUGGACGAGCAACCCCUGUCGAUGGUCAACCUCCGCUUUCUCACCAGCUGCUCAAAUCUGUCACAACCGCUUUCGAAAAAUGGAAGAAAGCGUGGGAUGAAGAUAUCAGCGUUCAGUACCCUCCAGGAUCUUCAUACCCUCGCCGAUUCGGAUUCUGUCGUGACGGUGCACAUUUUUACUGGCUUCAGAAGUGCAUGCUAUCUCAGAAACUAGACUGGCAAAUGCCUUCGGAUCAAAGAUUCACACAUGUGAUUCAAUUGUUGAAGUUUGCUAAGCGAUGGGCCUCGAAUGAUACAUUAAAACGAGGAGAGGAGCCUGGAUCAGUCAGCGACAUUGAUAAAGACUUUGGAGUAGCGAACUUGACACUAGACAUGGCCCAAUUAUUCAGACCAGUAAACGCAAAGAUCGAUUCUCCGGUGCACGGUGUACAUACCAAUAUUUAG